This is a messenger RNA of Biomphalaria glabrata, 3049 nucleotides long. RefSeq names its product core-binding factor subunit beta-like. The record is from RefSeq and is a predicted model, not a curated record. Gene Ontology annotation, biological process: regulation of transcription by RNA polymerase II. NCBI's taxonomy places the organism in Eukaryota, Metazoa, Mollusca, Gastropoda, Planorbidae. Gene Ontology annotation, molecular function: sequence-specific DNA binding; transcription coactivator activity. Bases 1 to 1077 code for a protein of 358 amino acids. The transcript is spliced from 8 exons. Gene Ontology annotation, cellular component: nucleus; core-binding factor complex.
AUGAAUGAAGAUCUCUCAGACAGCAUGUUGUCAUUCCUAGUGAACACAUUGUACUGUGAACUGAAGGCACGGUUUCUUUUCGCUAUGCCGCGGGUCGUACCCGACCAACGGGCUACCUUUGAAAAUGAUGAACUGUUUAGGAAAUUAAGUAGGGAAAGCGAGGUAAGAUAUACUGGAUAUCGAGACAGACCGAUCGAUGAAAGGCAACUUCGAUUUCAUUCAGAUUGUAGAGAAGGUCACGCUGACUUGGCAUUCGUUUGCACUGGUACAAAUCUCCAAUUAAAUUUUUCUCCAAACGCCUGGUCGGAGAGACCUGAAGAUAGAAUACCCACAAGUGAAUUUGUCAAUUUCGACGUAGAACCUGGCAAGGUUCAUUUAAAAUCUCAAUUUAUAUUGAAUGGUGUGUGUGUGAUGUGGAGAGGGUGGGUAGACCUCAUUAGACUUGAUGGUGUAGGAUGUCUAGAGUUUGACCAAGAACGAGCGAUGGUUGAAGAUGCCAUACUUAGAGAGCAACUAGAAGAGAACAACAGGCGAGUCCAGGAGUUUGAAGAGCGGAGAAGGCAGAGAUUACAGGAGCAGGAAAGACAAGCAGCAUCUGAGGCUGAGGCCAGAUCGAGGAGGAAAGGUCGGCCCAGAAAAGACGUUUACGGCUCCAACAUCACCAACGCCACCAACCUGACCAGCAGUGACCAGAUCGCUUGCGCCUUGCGCAAAUGUCUGGAGCCUGUGUUUGUGUUCCCCGAGCUGAAACCCCCACCUUCCAUCUCCGAGCAUUUGUCUCGAACCUUUAGCCACCAUCAGCACCACCAUCACCAGCACCACAGAGUCAAGCACAACCUUGAACCACACGCCAUCAAUUGUGAUCCCAAAAUACUAACAGGUGUAAGAGGAAAAAAACAAACUGUCAAAAUACGCCAACAACUGAAGAGAAAUUCCUCAAAUAGUGGAAGACGAGGAAGAAGAUAUCGAAGUGGACGUAGAGGUGGUCGAGGAUGUAGUGGAAGUGGUGGCAGAGGUUCAAGUCCAACCCGCAGCCGCAGUAGAAGCCCAGCCCAGGGACAAGAUCCGAAAGUCUGAUACCAUUUGGUCACCAUGGAAAUAGAAAAUGUUGUUGUUACUAUGGCUGUGUUGUGCCCAAUGGCUGUUGGAAGACAUUUUGUUGUAGGUCACAGGGUGGUUAGGUCACAGGUUGGUUAGAUGUGUUUGGAAGUGGGGGGGGGGGGAGGGAAGCAAAAAUGAACAGUGGGUAUUUUGAGACACGGAAGUUAGUUUUUGAAAUGUGGACAUUUAUAGGACAUAUUUUCGUGUACAUUUCUAAGAAACAUUUUUGUGCAUUGUUUUCCUUGUAAAUAUAAUGCUCCAUUGAUCGCUUGUUACAUCCAACACACUGUUACCUUGAAAUCUGUUAUUAUAAUUUAUUUCAGCAUGUCUCUUUAUUUUAAUUGACAAUGUAUUGGUGAGUGUGUGUAUACAUGGGUGAGUGUGUGAUUAAAGCCGCUGAUCUUAGCGUACACUGAUAUAGACUGUUGGAGCUAGUGACGAACCUAGUUCUACUGCACACAAUGGGAUCAACAGAAUCAUUGCGCUGUCUAAGACAUCAAUGGGAAACAAUUAGUCUCAGAUGGGAGACAACCAUCCUGACAUAAAACUAACAAAACAAUUAGAUCCAGAGAAAAGACAGAAAUUUCUCGAGGGUAAACUCUUUUAUGAACUCGAUGCAGAAGUGAGACUUGAAUGUAGGCCUACUAGUUGUCAUGGUGAUGUCCAAACGUCUUCUGGCAGGAAGUUUGAUUGAGGAAAUAACAGGCCGACUCUAUUUCUGAAAGAGCAUCUGAUAUUGACUAGUCAAGAUAGACAAUUAUGUACGUGAUUUUUUUUAAAGGCUAUUGUCUUAUAAACUCAAAAAUUUGACGUCCAAAAAAGUGGGGGAUCUCUCAUUUACUUUAGAUGUAGCCUAUAAUGGAUUUAAUAGUUGCUCUUAAUCUUAUUAAUUUUUGCUAAAAUGGAACCGUAACUAAAUCUGUGUAGUGAAGGCGUAAAGCUGUAGGAGUAUCUGAGUAGACUUCAAGCAGUCUUGAUUCUUUGAUCAUGUUCUACUGUAAAUGGCAACAAGUAAAAUGUCAAAAGUGCAGUAUUUUUAUUGUCAAAUUUAUAUAAAUAUCUAUAAAUAUGUAUUAUAUAUAAAUACUAUAUAUAUAUAUUCCACAUUGUUCUAGUCCCUUGGAUUUGUUGUUAUUGCUUGACCUACUGUCUCUUCAAUGACAUAUUGUAAACCAUUUCACCUUAAAUACAAUAACAUAACCUAAUGUAUAAUUGUAUGUUAUUUGUGUAUAUAUAUAAAUAUAAAGAAAUUUAUUGAUUGUAUAUGACAUGUGCCAUUUCACAGGGGACUAUUGUCAGCCUUACAACUGUCUGAAUAUAAGACUGUAUCUAGCAGUAAGUAGCAGUUAGAAAUGAAGAAUGAAUUUAUUGUUUGACUGUACAUCUUGACAUACUGACACAAAGAAAUGUUGCUUGUCUGAUAGUUAUGAAAUUCCUUUAAUGUUUUUUUGAUUAGUCAAAUUUUGUAAACUGCCUUUUUUUUUUUUUUACAGAAAAAAAAAUCAAAGUAACAAUAUAAAUUUCUUCUCAAAUUAGAAUUAAAAUAAAACCAAAAAAAAACAAAAAACAACAAACCAACAGAAUCUUUUGGUUUAAAAGUAGUAAAGAGGAUUUUAUUUUUUUUAGAUGUUUUUCUUAAUAUUGAUUAGUUCAUCGAGGUUCAAUUAACAGAUUUUCAUUUGGUUUAUAAAACUCCUAGAGAGAAGAGUUGACAAAUUGAGUUGAUUUACAAAUCCUGCCAAGUGAUAUUUUUUAAAGACUGACUGAUGUUAUAAUGUUUACUACACAUUCCACUUUGUUUCUUGCAUAGUGUACACAUCCCAGUCAUGCUCUAUGUGUGUGUGUGUUUCAACAGUUCCAUGAAAUAAUUCAAAAUGUUUCUUGCAAUGAAAACAACUUUAUAAACCAUUGCUUCAUUCUAGAAUAAAUUGUUUCCCCAAACCAUGAA